Messenger RNA from Brenthis ino (lesser marbled fritillary), 423 nucleotides. The record is from the annotation of a GenBank genome assembly. NCBI's taxonomy places the organism in Eukaryota, Metazoa, Arthropoda, Insecta, Lepidoptera, Nymphalidae.
AUGGACGACCUCAAUAGUAUUAGUCAAAGUGAUAAGUGUUGGUGCAACAAGGACGACUGUCGCAUGUACUUAGAGACAACCUUCGACUCUGACUACUACCAGCAGAACUCUGAUAUUGUGUAUGAAAAUAUAAACAGAAACGUUAGCAGCGGGGGGACCUUUAAAAUAUUUAAAUACAGUAGUGUAGAAAUCUUGAACGCACAAGCGGAUAAAUACUGUUUGCGGAACGAUGAGGAAUGCACGGACACUGAGACCACGUCCUCCGACUCCGACGCGACCAUGACGUCCGUGGACUCCGGCAUAAGGACUGUCAUAUACGAGUCGGCGAGCUCGAAGGACGCCGGCUCGCUGCCGAAAGAUGAGGACGAGAUCAAUAAGAAUAUAUGCGUUAAACCACAUUCGAAAUCUACCUGUGUCGUUACU